Hirsutella rhossiliensis is the source of this 4851-nucleotide messenger RNA. RefSeq names its product ABC transporter domain-containing protein. The transcript has 8 exons. Gene Ontology annotation, molecular function: ABC-type transporter activity; ATP hydrolysis activity; ATP binding. The record is from RefSeq and is a predicted model, not a curated record. Bases 1 to 4851 code for a protein of 1616 amino acids. Lineage: Eukaryota; Fungi; Ascomycota; Sordariomycetes; Hypocreales; Ophiocordycipitaceae. Gene Ontology annotation, cellular component: membrane.
AUGGCCGUCCAAGACGUUGCCGAGGUGGCCCACAGCCUGUCAGAGCCAGAGAAAACAGACCCACACAGCUUGAAAGACACGUCGGGGGACCAAACUGCCCGAGAGAAGCAAGUGGGCAGGCGGCUGUCGCUGGCUGGCGGCGGAAGUCUCUCCCUAGCCGACGUCGAGUCUGUCCAUGUCCGAAUCCGAAAUCUCUCCGUCUCGAUCAAUCUAACGCCCUCCCUCCUCGAACCAGCCACCUACCAGCUUCUCUUCACUUCAAAACCAAACAGUCAACAUGUAGCCUCUCUUGCAAGGACGCUCUUGGACUCGGUCGCGGCUGAUCUGGAGCCAGGCUCCCUCACGGCCAUCAUCGGGGGCAGCGGGUCCGGCAAGACGACACUGCUCAAUACCAUGGCCGAGAGGGUCACCAGCUCGAGACUGUGCCAAACAGGCACGACGACUUUCAACGGGCGGCUGGGCGUGCACUCUGUGAGGCACGCCUACGUGAUGCAGCAGGAUGUCCUUCUCCCCACUCUCACCGUCAGGGAAACCCUCCGGUACUCUGCCGACUUACGCUUGCCGGCCUCGACGCCGGCGUGCCAUUGCCAGAGGGUGGUUGACGAGGUCAUCCGCGAGCUCGGGCUGAAGGACUGCGCCGAUACAAGGAUCGGCAGCAGCCAGCACCGAGGGUGUUCGGGCGGUGAAAAGCGGCGCGUCAGUAUCGGAGUCCAGCUGCUUGCCAACCCAUCCGUGCUCUUCCUCGACGAGCCUACAACAGGUCUUGAUGCCACGAGCGCCUUUCAAGUUAUGCGCGCUCUCAAGGCACUCGCUCGCAAAGGACGGACCAUUAUAACCACCAUCCAUCAGCCCCGCUCCGAGAUAUGGCACUUGUUUGAUAAUCUCAUCGUCUUGUCCAAGGGCGGCCCCGUCUACUCCGGCACCAUGGUCGGCUGCCUCCCUUGGUUCAACGACCAGGGCCUCGAGAUGCCGGCUUUUGUGAAUCCCGCAGACCACGUCAUCGACAUCUCUGCGGUGGACAACAGAACUCCCGAGCUGGAGCAGGAGAGCAGGGCCCGAGUCGAGAGGCUCAGGGCCGCGUGGCGCUUGGAGUGCCCAACACGCUUCGCCCCGGUGACUGCGGCCGAGGACACCGUCGGCCGGGGAACACGGGGUUCGACAACCGUGGCUCGCAACGGCUUCGGCCGCCAGCUCUGCGUCUUGACUGACCGCACCUUCAAGGUGACGUAUCGGGACCCCUUAGGCAUGGCGGCCUCCGUCUUCGAGGCCAUCUUCAUGGGCCUCGUCGUUGGCUAUCUGUUCUACAACCUCGGUCGAGACCAGGCUGGCAUCCGAUCGCGCGAGGGUGGUCUGUACACGGUAGCCGGCUUGCAAGGAUACUUGAUUCUUAUAUUCGAAGUCUAUCGAAUGACGAUUGACAUUGCUACCUUUGACCGCGAGUUCUCGGACAAUUGCGUCGACGCUUUGCCUUUCAUUUUCUCGCGCCGCCUGGCUCGGUUGCCCACGGAAGACGUGCCGGUGCCUCUCCUCUUUACCCUGUUGGUCUAUUUCAUGGCCGGCUUCGACCGCGACGCCGAGAAGCUUCUCAUCUUCUUCGCCAUUACCUUGGUGAGCCACUACAUCGCUGUGACAUGCGCCAUGACGUGCGUCGUCGCUGUGAGACACUUCGCUGGCGCAAGUUUGAUCGCGAACUUGGUGUAUACACUGCAAAGCGUUGCAGCUGGCAUAUUCAUUCAGAGCAAUACUAUUCCAGUUUACGUGAGAUGGCUCAAGUGGAUAACUUAUACUUUCUAUGCUUUCAGCGCCUACGCUGGCAACGAGUUUCAGGGCAGUUUCUAUGACUGUCCAAGCCCGGGCGGCCCUUCGAAUCCUGCGUGCAUCCAGUACACGGGCGAGUACAUCAUGGAGUCUCUUGGCUUCCCUAGGGAUUGGGUCGCCCGUCCCAUCAUCGCAAUGGUAGCCUUCACAGUCCUCUUUUGCGCCCUCUCCUCCGUCGGACUUCAUUUUUUCAAGCCGGGCAUAGCUAUUACUCGUACCCGUACUACAGAUACCGACCUGUCCGCCGGCAAGGAGACGAUGGCAGCCCCUUCCGCCGAAGUGCGGACCGUUGACCUCGGACUUGAUCGUUUCGCGCUGGCAUUGGAUAAAACAUCCAUUUUUGGCAAGAAGCUGCCGCGUAAGACCAUUCUCAACCCUGUCGAUACCACGUUUCAAGCCGGCGUGUUGAACAUCAUCAUGGGUCCAUCAGGCAGCGGCAAGACGUCGCUCCUCAACGCGAUGGCGCUGCGGCUGCGCAAUUCUGUCGGUACAAAGUAUCGCCCAUCUGGGAGGCUCACGUUCAACGAUGCCAUGCCUUCGAAUGCCGUUAUCCGAUCUGUCUGCUCUUAUGUUUGUCAAGACGACGAUGCGCUUUUGCCCUCCUUGACUGUCCGAGAGACUCUCCGGUUCGCGGCCGGCCUACGUCUGCCAUAUUUUAUGAGCGCCGCCGAAAAAAGCCGACGCGCCGACGAGAUUUUGCUCAAAAUGGGUUUGAAGGACUGUGCCAACACGCUGAUCGGGAGCGAUAUUAUCAAGGGAAUUUCUGGCGGCGAGAAGCGUCGCGUCUCCAUCGCCGUGCAGAUCCUUACCGAUCCUCGCGUUCUUCUACUUGAUGAGCCGACGUCGGGCCUCGAUGCGUUCACUGCGAGUUCUAUCAUGGAAGUUCUCAGAGGCUUAUCUAGCGAAGGUCGCACCCUCAUUCUGACCAUCCAUCAAGCGCGCUCAGACCUGUUCAGACAUUUCGGAAACAUCCUCUUGCUCGCACGUGGGGGCUCGUCUGUCUUCGCCGGUCCAGCAAAAGAUAUGCUCGAUCACUUUGGCACGUAUGGCUAUGCGUGUCCGCGUGAUACAAACCCGGCCGACUUCGCCCUCGACCUGAUAACCGUUGACUUGCAGCGAGAUGACAGAGAGGCUGAAAGCCAGGAGAGAGUACAGAAGCUAAUUGAGGGUUGGAAGAGCCAUGGACAAAGGCCGCUUGAUGGGGCAGGUCCUCUCAAGGCCGAACUUCAAGAGGAAGGGACAAUGGCAAAUACAGAGGCUCCGAUGGCAAACGAAGAGUUCCAAGCCCGCGCCCGCACAUGCCCCCGCGGCAAUUCGUUCAAUAAGGCGGACCUGUCAACGCCGGCUGAGCUUGGCGCUCUCGUCCGUAAGCGGACGGCUUUCUCGGCUGCGCUCCCCCUGCUUCUUCACCGGGCCUUCAUCAAUACCCGACGCCAGCCACAACAAAUCCUUGCUCGGACAAUGCAGGUCCUCGGUCUGGCCAUUGUGCUCACACUCUUCUUCGCCCCAUUGCGCAACGACUACUACUCCGUACAAAACCGGAUGGGAUUCGUGCAGGAGCUCGGGGCGCUCUACUUUGUCGGGAUGCUCCAGAACGUCGCCAUAUACCCGGCCGAGCGCGACGUCUUUUACCGGGAAGACGACGACGGCGUGUACGGCGUGGACCCCUUCCUGGCUGCCUACACAAUCCUCGAGGUGCCCUUUGAGGUGGUGAGCUGCUUGCUGUCCGGAGUGCUUGCAGUAUUUGCCGUCGGACUGCCAAGGACGCUCGCCAUCUUGGGUAUCAUGUUCAACACGCUCUUCGGACAUACAGGCUUCGCCGUGAACGCCAUGGGCAUCUUUCUCUCCGUGGCCACCGUCAUGGCCGGGAUCCUCUCCAUCGACAUGCCGGACAUGUUCCGAGCCGCCAACUAUCUUUCGCCGAUCCGUUACGCCACCCGUGCCGUGGCGCCCUAUUCGCUCCGCGGAGUCACCUUUACAUGCACCGACGCGCAGCGGCUUCCCACGGGAGGAUGUCCGAUCGAGACGGGCCAGCAGGUGCUGGAGCUGUACAAAUUUGAUGUUGAUCCGGUGGUGAACGUGGGCGCACUGGCGGGGAGCAUUGUGGCAUACCGCAUUUUGGCCCACGGAAAGGACCAGGACACCAUGAAGGACCAAAGCACAGUCAUUGAGGAGUUCAACGACCUUGUCAACAUGACAGUGUCGGAACUCGAGACCUGGCUCAAGUCGGACGAUUCCCAGAGCGCUGGGUGGCCUAAGGGCGAAGGGGCAACAGAGUCGGUUGGGCACGAUAGCGGCCGCAACAUCAUCUCGAUUCUCGAGUCAAACCCGGAUAAGGACCCCGAGAGGUACACAGACGAUCAGAUCCAGCAUAUGAGAAAGGUUGUGGCUUACUGCAAGAGACACCUGGCCCAAGAAGAAAAGGUAAAUAACGAAAAGUCGACCGAGGAGGUGAAAAGGACCAAGUCGUACGCGUCACUCAAGAAUUGGGGUCACGAUAUCUUGAAAAGUAACAAGGGGAACAAGGAGGCCAAGAAUGGGGACAGCGAGCAGCAGACUAGCGACAAGCGGAAAGCUGACGACAAGAAUACCGGCGCCAACAAAAAAAGAGAGACAGAAAAGGGCAGGUCGUCUGAGGAAAACAAGGCAGGCACCGCAAAGAAGAGCCGUGACGAGAAGAAUGAGGCCGAGAAUGCAGACGAGGACAAAGAGGAUGACGGCGAGGAACUAGAACAAGAGGAAGAGGAAGAAACCGAGGGAGAAGGUGAAGACGAGGAGGAGGACGAGGGGAAAGAGGAGGAGAGCAAGGGUGCCGAAAAUCCAGCCAAAGGUCCCAAGCCUGGCGACACAGUGAGCUGGAACUGGGGCAACGGCCAGCCAGAGGGCAAGGUGCUCGAUGUUAAAGGCGAAAGGACGACUGUCGAGACCAAGAGAGGCAACGAAGUUAGUCGAAAGGGGGACCCCGAGGAUCCGGCCAUCGUGAUUGAUACGGGCAAGUCCAAGGCGAUCAAGUCGGCCCACGAGCUGAACUGA